This is a messenger RNA of Naegleria lovaniensis, 489 nucleotides long. RefSeq lists its product as uncharacterized. The transcript has a single exon. NCBI's taxonomy places the organism in Eukaryota, Heterolobosea, Eutetramitea, Acrasida, Naegleriidae. Gene Ontology annotation, biological process: electron transport chain. The record is from RefSeq and is a predicted model, not a curated record. The coding region runs from base 1 to 489 and encodes 162 amino acids.
AUGAGAAGCAACAUGAAAUCUUUGCUUUCCUUGUCGAACAAGUUUGUGAUGAACAACAACAAAUCCUCACUCAACAAACUUUCUUGUGUUCAAUAUAGUUUUUAUUCAACAGAGAGCAAUACCGGACAUGGAAGUUUAAUUUCUGGAGUUCCUAAGGAUCAACUUUCGAGAACUGUGAGAAUUUAUAGACCAAGUAAAUCAGCCACACAACAAGGCAUUUCUAAAACACUCAAGUGGAGAGUCGAAUGGAAGAAGCACUCAGCACACGGAGAAGUAUGGCAUGAUCCGAUGAUGGGUUGGAACGCUACCAAUGAUCCGCUAAUGACAACCUACAUGUAUUUCAAUUCUUUGGAGGACGCCACUGACUACUGCAAGAGACACGGUUUUGAAUACGAAAUUGAGGACCCAGAAUCUAAAAAGAGUGUCGAACCGGAAGGAAAAUCUUAUGCUGCUAAAUUUAAGUACAGAAAAGAGGAAGAAGAUUGGUAA